Messenger RNA from Symbiodinium natans, 1293 nucleotides. The record is from the annotation of a GenBank genome assembly. NCBI's taxonomy places the organism in Eukaryota, Dinophyceae, Suessiales, Symbiodiniaceae.
AUGAACGAUUACAGCAAGUGGGAGCAGCUCGAGGACAGCGAGGAUGAAAAGGUCGAGAAGGCGGAGCAGGAAGCUGCAGCAGCCAGGGUGGAAUUCCAGGAGGAAUGCCGCGCGGAGCAGGCCGAGGUGGAGCGGUGGCUACGCCGGUAUCAGACGCUCCUCCUCAAGGCAGAGCCCGCGCCUGGCCAAGCGUCGCAGCGACGCGAUCCCUACGCUCCGCCGGAGCUGAUCAAGAACAGCCAGCAGCCCUUUCGGAAAGCUAGCCGCGACGACCUCCGGGUCCUGAGCAUGCUGAUGGUGCUGAGCCAUUUCGAGGAGGGGGGGACGAACCUCACGCGGCAUCCGCAGCUCCUGGAUCUCGUGAGGCACAACCGGUGGCUGGAGGACGAUCCUGGAGCCCUGGAGCUUCUGUGCCGGAUCCACAACUUCCACAUGAAGGGGGCCGAGGACAAGGGUCUGCCACCCUUGGCCCCGGAGCAGGAGAAGCUGGAACACAGGCAGUCCACCUCACGACCCCUCCCAGAUGAUGCCCUGGCUCUGGCAAGUAUCGCCCCGGAACUCCCCAAGCUCGUGCGCAGUAGCGUCCAGAAGCCAGUCAGCUUUACACCCGGCGAGCAGUUUGCCAGCACACACAACGGCAUCCGGAUGGUCUCCGCGGACAGGCGAAAGGACAUGUUGACGUCCGUGCAGGAUGCUGCCGCCUAUACUGAGGACUUCAAGGUCUGCUGUCGGCGCAAGUACAGCAACUUAGCCAGAUGUUGGCGCCUUCUUCUGGACACACCUGGUCUUGGCCGCGUCUCCUUCGUUCCUUUCUGCCGCGCUGCACGGUCCAUGGGCUUCACCCACAUCUCCACGUUGUGGAAGCAGCUUGACUCGAACAGCAGCGGCUUCAUCACGUUGGAAAGCUGGGAUCCGCGAGCGUACAAGAACCUCAUGCAGUUCCGGACGAUCUGCCUUCGUGAGUUCGGCGGCCUGCGGGAAGCCUUCAAGUUUGGCCUUGACAGAAGCGGCUCCGGCACGUGCACAAAGAAGGAGUUCCGGCAAUUCCUUCAGGAGUUCGAUUUUGCUGGGGACUGGGGGGCCUUGUGGGGCGCUCUGGAUGAGAACCAGGAUGGCAUGCUCACUGCAGAUGAGUUGGACUUUCUUUCGCAGUGGCAGGGUGAGAGGCACCGACGUGAUGAGGUUGAGCGGCAGUUCCAUCGUGGUCUAAAGCGCCUGAUGCUCUGCCGCCAGGGCCGACUAGGCUCGAAGGCGUCCUCCUUCAUGUCGUCGGUGGGAUCCAUGAAGCGCUAG